CGGGGAACGGGAGGCCGGGCCCCAUGGCGCUGUGCCCGGGGCCCCGCCUGCUCCGGUUCGUGUUUCGCCUUCAGCUCAGCAGUCACGGCCGCCCCCCGCUCAGAAGUCUCGGGGUCACCUUCUGGGACAUCGGCGGAGACACAGGGAGCAAGAGAGGCAGCAAAAACGCGGGCCUGGUACACAGCAUCGUGCCCACCCUGCACUACCAGGGCAGCCUGCCGCGAUUACCCAUUCCCAGACUUGAAGACUCUAUUGCAAGAUACCUGAGAGCACAGAAACCUCUGUUAACUGCAGGACAAUUCAGGAGAACAGCAGAAUUUUGCUUCGACUUUCAGCAUGGCCUUGGCAGAGAGCUGCAUGAUAUGCUGUUGUUUCAAGACGAGCACAGUCAGCACACUAGCUAUAUUUCAGAUGUAUGGUUGAAUUCUUAUCUAGGCCGUCGCAAUCCACCUGCGUUUAACAUGAACGUAGGCUUGGCUUUCCAACCAGACCCCAAAGCGGAGUAUAAUGACCAGCUCACUCGUGCCACCAACAUGACCAUCUCAAUCAUCCGGUUCCUGAGGGCCUUCAGAACUCAUACCCUGGAGCCUGAGGUGCUGCACCUCUACCCAGAAAAGACCGACAACGAGCUCUUCGAGAAGUUCAUCCGCUGGAUCCCCAAGUCAUUUGUGUGCCAGAUAGCCUCCAUGUUUAAUGUCUACCCCAUGGACAUGUCACAGAACUUCAGGCUUUUCAGUACAAGCCGGCUGCCCAAGUUUGCACGGGAUACACUUCACACAGAUGAGAGGGCCAAGCACCUCUUGGUGCUAAGGAAUGGGAACUUUUAUAUCUUUAACAUCCUACAGAGCAAUGGGACCAUGAUCCAGACCUCAGAAAUCUAUGCCAACCUCAAGUACAUACUCUCUGACCAGAGCCCCAUGCCUGACUUCCCUUUGGCCUAUCUGACAACUGAGAAACGGGACACGUGGGCACAGCUGAGGCAAGAGCUCCUGGCCAAUGGCAACCGGGAAGCCUUAAAGAAGGUGGAGACGGCCAUCUUCAGCCUGUGCCUGGAUGACCUGCUGGUGCAGGAUGUUGAUCACUUCUCCCAGAUCAUGCUCUUUGGCAACGGGCAUAACCGCUGGUUCGAUAAGUCCUUCAACCUGAUCCUCACCAAAGACGGCUCAGCAGCCAUCAACUUUGAGCACUCAUGGGGCGAUGCCAUGACCGUGCUGCGUUUCAUGAAGGAGGUGUUCCUAGAUAGCACAGAGGCCCCCGCUGUCCAGCCCCGGGAGGACCCCGUGGCCACCGAUGCCUCCAAGGCUGUGAAGAAGCUCCACUUCCAUCUGAAUGACUCCUUGAGGGAGGGCAUCACAAACGCCAAAGCCAACUACGACACAGCGGCGCGAAACUUCUCGGUCAAGCUAGUGCAGUUUGAGAAGGAGGGCAAGCACUUUCUGAAGCAGGAGGGUGUGAGCCCUGAUGCCAUGAUCCAGCUCGCCUUUCAGAUGGCGUUCCUUGGGCUCUAUGGCCAGGUGGUGUCCUCCUACGAGCCAUGCAGUACAGCUGCCUUCAAACAUGGCCGGACAGAGGUGAUCCGCCCCACCUCCAUUCAUACCAAGAAAUGCUCCCUGGCUUUCCAGGAGCCCUCCAAGCACAGUGUGGAUGAGCUCAAAGGCAUGCUGUAUAGGUGCUCCACCUACCACGUCCAGCUGAUCAAGGAAGCUACCCACGGUCAAGGGUUUGACAGACACUUGCUUGCUCUUCGGAUCUUGGCUGACACCAAAAAGGGCUGUUUGCCUAAUAUCUUCUUUGACUCUGCCUACAGUCAGCUCAAUCACAGCUUCAUCUUCUCAAGACAUCUGUUCAACCCGACAUUGAAUUUCGGGGCUUCUAUGCCCAUAGUGCCUGAUGGCUUUGGGAUCACUUACUUUGUACAGGAUAACAGCAUCACCUUCAAUAUCUCCUCUUGCUCUGAUUACAACCUCCAGGACUUCAUCCAGAUCCUCAAAACUAGCCUGGAAAAGAUUGUGGUUAUUUUAAAAGGCAAGCCCAUUACACAUUAGCUCUUCCUGGCCUCCCACAAAAUGAACCACGGGAGCUGUUAGGUUAAAGAGGAAUUGGAGCCCUUCCCUAGGUCUACAAAGACCAAAAACCUCAGUUGGGAGCUAGGGAAAUGUUGUCUGCAACUCACUGGCCAUAUAUUCCAAGGCUUCCCAACCUUCAGGAAUAGAUGUUUGACCAUACAUAUGGUCAUUUAAGAAAGGGCUCAUCUAUCUGGGUUGUACCUCCCUCUUCUCUCCCAGCUGUGGCUUCUCUAUUUGUCUCUCUGUCUAGCUCAGUCAUUUACCAUCUGUUCCUAUCUACCAGUCUGUCAUCUAUGUUAAUCUAUGUUAAGCUGUUGAUAUAACAAUCUUGUCAUUUAGCAUCUGUCAAUCAUCUGUCUGUCUCUAUCAGCUACUAAUUUAUCACCUACCUAUUUCUAUAUCUCUCUCUUUACAUCUACCCACCUGUCAUCUGGGUAUGUAUUUGUCCCUCAGUAUCUCUCCCUGGCCAUCUACAUCAGCUCGGUCUAUUGAGAUUUCUCCAUUUUUUUGUACCUAUAUCUGCCCAUCCUUGCAUCCAUCCCUUUAUCUAUUACUCAACCAUCUUUUAUCUAUCAGUCUAUAAAUCCAUCUACAUAUCUUUAAAUCUGUCUAUAAAUCUGUCUUCAAAUCUCUUCUCACAAUAAAACUUGAAUUUAGCUGGGAUGCUUGGGUUAAUUUUCAGCACUUUUUUCCUUCAACUCUUACUCAAAGGCUUUCUAAAACCUCUCAGCCUACUGGGUGUCCUGCAGAGCCCACUGAACAGAAUUCUUUCUCCCUCUAAUGACAAAGACCUACACAAUAAUAGUUUGAGUGUGGACAGUAUGGAAACUGUCUCUUUGAACACAGCAGUGUAGCCAAUAGUGUCAAAGAUCAAGCUGAAUAGAAAGAAAGCACAGGACACAUCCUAAUCAUCCUGUCUUGUUCUGUUUUGUUUUUUAAAUAAAUCUCUGAUGUCAACUGG
Messenger RNA from Trichosurus vulpecula (common brushtail), 3027 nucleotides. Its product is annotated as carnitine O-palmitoyltransferase 2, mitochondrial-like. The transcript has 5 exons. Gene Ontology annotation, molecular function: carnitine O-palmitoyltransferase activity. Lineage: Eukaryota; Metazoa; Chordata; Mammalia; Diprotodontia; Phalangeridae. The coding region runs from base 24 to 2045 and encodes 673 amino acids. The record is from RefSeq and is a predicted model, not a curated record. Gene Ontology annotation, cellular component: mitochondrion. Gene Ontology annotation, biological process: fatty acid beta-oxidation.